Molecule: messenger RNA, 1297 nt
Organism: Suillus paluster
Lineage: Eukaryota; Fungi; Basidiomycota; Agaricomycetes; Boletales; Suillaceae
Exons: 3
Coding region: 168-1091 (307 amino acids)
Biological process (GO): proteasome-mediated ubiquitin-dependent protein catabolic process
Cellular component (GO): cytosol; nucleoplasm
Molecular function (GO): polyubiquitin modification-dependent protein binding; ubiquitin binding; proteasome binding
Source: RefSeq, a predicted model, not a curated record
GAGGAGGGACGAGUGUGACGCGAAUGGAUUCCGGGUCACGGUCACAUGCACUAAUGAGGACGUGACAGUGGUCACAAACUUCCAUCAUAACUGCACCGCCACACUCCAUAGCCAAAGCACUAGGCUGCACUGCUCUGUCUCAAAUCAAUCGUACAAGGACAAGAGGAAUGGCUGAUCAAGCAGAAUUGGUCUUCGUCAGGAGCUUUAUAAAAGUCAUCGGUGCUCAGCCGAUUGUAUACAGUGACGACUACAGGCAGCCCCCACAAAAUUCACUAAAGAAAGUCCCUAUCUUACCAGUCGAGCUCCCUCCUGUUCCAGAACGUAAAGGAGAGCCUUCCACACCGCCAGGUAGACAUAAUCUCGACGCCAAUAUCACUGAUGGUUAUCUAACGAGAUCGCUAGCCGCAUCAAUCAGCAUUACGUUCAAGUCGACAAAGCCUCCGCAGUCGUUCACGCUUGCCGUGCAGCCAACAGAUACUGUGUCCGAAGUUAAAGCCUUGCUUGCCUCUCAACCGAACGCACCGCCCGCGGAAGCGCAGCGUCUCUUACUCAAGGGCAAGGCAUUUGCUGACGCAAAGCUCCUCAAGGAAUACGGCGUGAAAGAGGGAGACACUAUAAAUUUAAUGCUUAAACCCGGGUUCGAGUGGGAUCCUACCAAAGCUCCUUCCCCAUCCAACAUUUCGUCAGUGAAGAUGAAGCCUUCCAAUCUUCCCGAGAUACAAACACCGCAACCAAAACUGGCAACAGGACAUAGACAUACACGCACGCCCUCCAUCGUCUUGUCACCAUCACCCUCAGUGGUGUCUCUCGAACCGGAGGGCAAACCUCACGACAUUGAUCUGACUCUUGACACGUCCUUGAUACCCACCGCUUCAAUUUCGCGCGCAGCGCGGUCAAGUUAUCAGACUGUGAUCUCUGAGCCGGGAUUUUGGGAUCGUCUGUACUCCUUCCUGAGAACGGAGUUCAGUAACGAUGGUGAUGCGCUCGUCGCGUUUGAAGACUUCCUCCGAGCAAGCAAAGGAGGGUUGACAGCCAGUGAAAUCGCGAAAAUCCGUGAUCAGGUGGGCGUUGUCGGGAUGGCGGGCACGUAGAGUAAUGAGCAUCUUUCGAAAAGUUGGGCUUCCGCAUCGCAUAUGUUUCGAUAAUUCGCUUCUCGGGGAUUAGCGUAUAUCCUUCGUCAUGAAUUAAUGUGCUGGGCUCCCGAUGGGCGAACUUUGACAUUACAGCUUAGUCACCAAAACAAAACAUACCAAAAAGGGUAAUUUUCCGUACUGGCUUGCGCAUCGAUCAUGCGUCA